Messenger RNA from Prorocentrum cordatum, 1362 nucleotides. NCBI's taxonomy places the organism in Eukaryota, Dinophyceae, Prorocentrales, Prorocentraceae. The record is from the annotation of a GenBank genome assembly.
GCUGCAGCUCCUGUUGAGUGCUCCUGCUGCGCAGGUGCGGCGGCUCUACUGCUAGAUGCAGCAGCAGCAGUUUGAAGCCCAGAAGCGGUUGCAGGUGUGCUCAUUGGCAUCGCGGAGCCUGCCAGGAAUGAUGAGACUGCUUGUAACCCUAAUUCUCAUCGGAGUGCUUGCCACUCUGACGAGACCAGUGCGUGUCAUCUGAUGCCGAUAGAGCGCUGCCGCUCCAGGCAAGCGCUUAUGCUUUGCAGAUGCGUUGGCAUUGCCGCUGGACGCAGCAGCUGCUCGGAGCCGAGAAGCCGGUGCAGGUUUGCUCAUGGGUACCGCGGAGCCUGCUAGGAAUGAUGAGAUUUGCUUGAAAGCCUAAUUCUCAUCGGACUGCUUGUCACUCAGACGAAACCAGUGCGUGCCAUCUGAUAUCGAUAGAGCGCUGCCGCCCCAGUCGAGUUCUCAUGCUUUACAGAGUCGUUGGCAUUGCCGCUGGAUGCAGCAGCUGUUUGGAGCCCAGAAGCCGUUGCAGGUGUGCUCAUUGGCAUCGCGGAGCCUGCCAGGAAUGAUGAGACUGCUUGAAAUCCUAAUUCUCAUCGGAGUGUUUGUCGCUCUGACGAAACCAGUGCGUGUCAUCUGAUGCCCACAGAGCGCUGCAGCUCCAGUCAAGUGCUCAUGCUCUGCAGACGCGUUGGAUUGCCGCUGGAUGCAGCAGCAGCAGCAGCAGCAGCAGCUUGGAGCCCAGAAGCCGUUGCAGGUGUCCUCAUGAACAUCCCAGAGCCUGCCAGGACUGACGAGACUGAUUACUACUGCGUGCCAUCUGAUGCCGAUAGCAGCUCCAGUCGAGUGCUGAUGGUUUGCAGACGGUUUGGUUUUGCCGCUGGAUGCAGCAGCAGUUUGGAGCUCAGAAGUCGUUACAAUUUGCUCACUGGCAUCGCGGAGCUUGCCAUGAGUGAUGAGUCUGUUUGAAGCCUCCUGAGUAUCAGCGGUGUUCUUGGCGCUCUGGAGAAUUCAUAGACUUUCGUUUGAUGCCAAGAAAUAAUAUACUGCUUCAGUCGAGGUCGUGUGCUGUUUCAGGUCUGUUGGUCGGCAAACAUCUUCACAACCCUUCCCAUGCAGAGUCGAUGACGGGGCGUGUGUCCCGGCCAAUUCCUGUAGUUUCGGGGCGGCGGGGAAGUGGGGCAGGCUUCGUUCACCUCUGAGCAGCUGUGCAGUCGUUGAGAGUCUGGACAGGUGCUGCCCCACCCCCUUCGGUGAGAGUCCAGGCGUUGAGCGUUCCGCUGUGCGCAACAGUCGUUGAGGGUCAGACUGUAUCGACGGAAUACUUUUUUUCAGGAUCCGCCUCCCGCUCACCCCCCCUUCAGUCGUGGGGCGUGG